Messenger RNA from Daldinia caldariorum, 2203 nucleotides. Its product is annotated as phosphoglycerate mutase-like protein. The record is from RefSeq and is a predicted model, not a curated record. The transcript has 5 exons. Gene Ontology annotation, molecular function: acid phosphatase activity. NCBI's taxonomy places the organism in Eukaryota, Fungi, Ascomycota, Sordariomycetes, Xylariales, Hypoxylaceae. Bases 237 to 1910 code for a protein of 557 amino acids.
GCUCGACCUUUUUACGAUUCUGGAGUCUUGAACAGGAUCAGCAUCCGAGAGGCUUGCCAAGGCACCAAGGCACAUGUAUUUACCCGUACCAACAACGCGUUGCCGUUUCCCGCAAACACCUAUAAGAAUCCACCUCUUCGGUAGUUCUACCCCAAGUUCUUAAAAAUACCCGUUACUUGGCGUUUCAACUCGGUGUUCUAUAGUAAGCCAGGGCUAGAGCAAGAAGAAGGAGAAGAAUGCAGCAGCUUAUUACUACCGCCGCUGUCUUGUCAGCCCUACUAGUUCAGUCCAGUACCGCGGCUGACGAUACCGCCUUUAUCACCGCCUCGCCUCACGCCGGUUCGGCCACCUCAGACCUUUUCCCUCCACGGAGCACCGCGGUCGAUUCAGCGCUUUUCCCGCCCGAGGAUGAAGUCGGUUUCCCUGGGCCAACUCCAACUGGUGUUGAGCCUGCAGCAAUUCAAACCGCAGCAGCAUACCCGUAUAAUCGAGGGCCAACGAAUCAGUUCCCGUUAGUUGCACCUCAGCCUUAUGGCCAGAGUGAGACAUCAGACAAAUUUGAUAUCACUAAAUAUUGGGGUAACCUGUCACCUUGGUAUUCCCUCUCUUCUGCCGACUAUGGUUUGCCAGAUACUAGCCCCCUCGCACCACCGGGCUGCAGUGUGACCCAGGUUCAUCUCCUAUACCGCCAUGGCGCCAGGUAUCCCACUUCCGGGGCUGCACCGGCUCAAUUCGCGGAGAAGAUCGCAAAUGCCACUAAGAAGGGACUCAAGGUGAAGGAUGAUCUGACUUUCUUGUCCGACUGGACAUAUAAGCUGGGCGGUGAGCUACUAUCGCCAUUCGGCAGGAGCCAGGAGUUUCUCCUUGGUAUCCAGCACCGCCAGCUCUACGGCCACCUGCUCAAUAACUUCACCGAGGCCGGUACUAUUCCCGUCUUCCGUACCGAAUCUCAGGAUCGCAUGGUCAAGACUACCGAAAACUUCGCGGCCGGCUUCUUCGGCGUACCCGAGUAUUUGGAUCAAGUGAGCAUUGAGAUUCUUGUCGAGGCACCUGGAGUAAACAACUCGGGUGCCCCCUACUAUGUUUGUGACAAUGCCGAUGUCUCCAGUCGAGGAUACAUUGGCAGCUCUCUAGCCGCAGAGUUCGCUAAGGAUGCUUUUAACGCCACCCUCGCUCGGCUAAACUCACAAGUCUCUGGUAUCGAGUUCACUCCUACAGAUAUCAUUUCGAUGCUCCAACUUUGCUCUUACGAGACCAACGCGCUCGGAUACUCCGCGUUCUGUGGACUAUUUAGCCAGGAAGAUUUCAUGAACUAUGAAUACUUCUAUGAUAUUUCCUUCUAUUACGACAAUGGACCAGGAUCUCCUGUCUCUGCUGCCCAGGGCAAGGGUUACCUACAAGAAUUCGUCGCGCGGUUCACGGGAGAAUAUCCCGAAGCUUGGUCUGCUCUGAACCAGACAUUCGACAAUUCGUCUACCUAUUUUCCCCUCAAUCAGUCCAUUUACGCCGAUGCCACUCACGAGGUUGUUGUGCUCGACACCCUUACCGCCUUCAACCUAACGGCCUUGUUCAAGGGACCACCUCUAAACCCCAAAGAGAACCGAAGAGAGAAUAGCUUUUCAUCUAGUAAGACUGUGCCGUUCGCGACCCACUUUACUGCCCAGGUUCUCGAAUGCUCAACCUACCAGCCCACCAAGCAGAUCAGGUUCAUUCUGAACGACGCCGUUAUCCCGGUCGCGGAAUCUUACCCCGGCUGCCCGGCCGACCCCCACGGGCUCUGUGCGUUCGAUAAUGUCGUCUCGGUGCUCAAGGACCGCAUCGACGAGAUCGACUUCGACUACGACUGCUUCGGCGACUACAAAGCCGAGGCCGGUGUCGACUACAACGGCAGAGCGCCGAAGAGCAGCUAGGAUGACAGGUCGCAGGCGCCCGGCAGCCUGCAGAACGGAGUGGUCACCGCUAUGGUCAAGAUUUUUCUGGUCUUGGGAACUAUCAUCGUGUUCUUUUUUCGAUGGUAGUCGGGGAAGUGGUUUUGAGAUGAGGUCUGCGUUGACGAUGGUAAUUACAUACACGAAUAAGUACCUAACCUAAGAUGACUCGUUUUUGGCCUUCUAGGGUUAUGUCAAAAAGAACCCUUCACGCAUUAUGAGCUCUUAUUCACCUAGAUAUUCAUCAUGAUAAUGAUAAAUCUUUACGAUAUUAC